CCUUUUUGUGUGAAAGAGAAAUCAUAGGACUCACAUGCUUUGGAGGAGAGAGAGUGAGUGAUCACAGCAGAGGACAGGGUUGUUCAGAGUAGCAGACCAAAGUCAUCUUGAGCUGGAUACGGACUUCAGAACCGGACCGCUGUGAGAUAUACUCGACCAGACUGGACCGGAUACCUAAACAUGGAGAAUGGCAGAACAGAAUCAGAAGACACGACAGAAGGUGUUUCAGAAGAUACAGAAGAAUAUGUGGAGGGGGCUACCCUAGAGAUUGCUCAGCUGCAGGGCCUAGUGGCUGAGCUGCGCGAGGGGCUCCACACUGCCCUGACGGAGCUGUGCGAGCUGCGUCAGAUGGACCACGGCCUGGAGGAGAAGCUCCAGGCCCAUCAGACUGACGUGGAUGAUAAGAUAAUGGGCCUCAAGAACUCGCUCAACACUUUCAAGGAGGAGCUGAAUGUGGCGUUGUUCCACAUAAAGGACGUGUCCAGCAGACAGAGGGAGGUGCAGAAGAGGAUAGAACUGAUGCAGUCAGAAAACACCAAAGAUUUCCUCUAUGUUCCACACAGAAAGAGCUCCAAGGCAGAUGUGCUAACAGCAUCGGGGGAUGAACACAUCUGUGUGCCCGGCCAGCCAGAACUCAGUGUUAUUCAACACUUCUUUUCCAGUCUGCCUCAUAGUAGCUCACCACAGAGGAGCACCACAUCGACGCAGACCUCUAGUUCUGAGCAGGAGGCUCAGCAGCUGCAGAGAGGUUGUCGAGGAGAGAGGAAGAACAGCAGAGACGACACAGAGAUGCCCAACAGCCAGACUGAAAACAAUAAGAGGCAGAGAGUGGCUCUGGAGCUGCUGGAGUCAGAGAGAGUUUAUGUGUCCCACCUGUCUCUGUUACUGAAGGCCAACAUCUCCUUCAAUGGAUCCGAAGCUCUCACCUCUAAAGAGAAACGUCCGUUUCCCAGCACUCUGAGGUUUCUGAUCCAGCAGCACCUUGAGCUCCUCCAUACGCUCCAGGAGCGUGUGCUCAAGUGCCAGUGGCAAGGCAUCAUGGGGGAUGUGUUUAUGAGGCUCACCAGCAAAGAGAGUGAUUUCUUGGACUUCUAUGUGUCCUACCUGAAGGAGCUUCCAGACUGUCUGUCGGUCGUCACCAUGCUCGCCUCCAGCUCCAUGAAAUCUUCUGCCUUCCUGGAGAGUGAAAUAAUGGGAGAUGAAUCCAGACCGUCCCUCCACACUCUGCUCCUUCAGCCGGUUCAGAGGAUCCCUGAGUACCUGCUGCUGCUGCAGGGUCUGCUGAUGCAGACGAACGCAGAGCAUCCAGACUACUACCUGCUGCUGGUGAGCAUCCAGCAGUUCAGGUCCUUCACGGCUCAGUACCACCACCUUCUCCAGCACAACCAGGAGCUUCUGCUGCACAACCGCAAGGAGGUGAAGAGGUCUACGAUGAAGCAGCUGUUAAAGACAGUGGAAAGUGGGAUUCAAGCUAACAACAUUGGCUCACCGUACCCUUGCAACAGUGCCAUGUUAGAACACGCCAACCAGGUGAAGCGGAGCAAACAGCGUCUCCUGGAGCAGAUACAGUCUCAUCGUUUCCAGGAUUGGGACCAGGAUGCCGAAACUCAUUGUUACGACACAGAGUGGCCCUCCCAGCUGCCGUUCUUCAGCCCCGACCUGGACUCAAGGAACCACAGACCAUCAGGUCUUGGCAGUAUCCCAGAGAGUGAGGUGUCUGAGAGGCCCAUGCCGUGCCAGCAUCACCUGCCCUCAAGACCUGCAGAAUUCCGCCAGGUUCAACCGGGCUCUGCUCUGGCCGAUGCCCUCGGAGAGUUCCUUCUCCCUCCAGACCCUCCGGGGAUGGAGAGCCUCUAUGACGAGGAGAGGGGCUCCCUUCACGAUGUCUCCAUGUUCGACCGCUGCUCCUCCGCCUCUUCAGAUUCCUCCAUCGACAUCGCCUUUGUGAAGUGCCCCAAAGCGCCCUCAGCGCCACAUCACGCAAUGGCAGCGAAUGUGUCGACACCCCGUGAUAUCUUUGGCAACGGUGGAAGCCGAGGGAACGGUUACAAACUGCUCAACCGAGGAUGCGUAUCUCCGGACGAAGCUGUGAUGAUGCGCCACAAUCAGCAUCGCUCCCUUCAGUCCAGCCAGCGGAAGAGCAAGUCGCUGAACGGCCUGCAGAUGGACAACACAGUGAGUGGUCUGGAUAGCGGUCCUCCAUCAGACCACCUCCAAAGGUUGGGACUAGGCAGCCAUGCCAAGCUGGAGCGCCAGGGCAGUAAAGGCAGCAAAGGAUGUUCCACCCCGUCCCGUAAGGUCCAAAGCCCCCUGGGGAACAGAGUGGAGGUCGACAAACAGAGCGAUGAUCCUCAUGGGUUGCUCAGCAUUGACUCCGGGUUCCAAUCAUGGGGGGACGAGUCAAAGUGGAGAAGCGGGACAGAGGAGAAUAACCACCACACCCCCUUCAGCGAGAGGAGUCGGAAGCAGGACAAAGGAGGCUUCAGGAGCUCGUUCAAGAAACUCUUCAAGAAGAAGAGCGGUGAUGAGAAGAAAGAGAAGGGAGGUGAGAAAACUGCAGAAAACCAAAACAACGGUGAACACGAGACACCGGGGAAAAACACCAAACUGGUACAUGUGGAGAUAAACCGUGGCACAGCUGUAUGAACGCCACUCUAGACUGAAUAUAAAGUGUAAUACAUGCAUGUUUAAGCAUACAUACAAAACAGAAGAGGUUGUUUUACAUUUACAACUGCUAUAUAAUGCUGUACCAUUUAGCUAAGCAUCUCUCAUCAUUUACAAAUAUAAAUGUGAUUUUUAUUUGAAAGAUAAAAUCCUGCCCCAGACCUUCAUACUGAGGGAAAGCACUUCACAUUAUUUUUUUUUCUGUGUUAUUUUGCCCCCAGAAAAAUGACACAGGAGGUUAAAACUUGACUUUUUUUGUCAAUGCAGAUGUGGUUACAGCUGUGACCAGUAGGGGGCGUAGUUUGAUCAUCCCCAUACUGUAAAUAGCUCGGCUCUUCCUCCACUUUCUAAAAGCUUUUCAGACCACAAACUCCUUUCUUUGCCUUGUUUUUUCUGUUUGCACCCCGUCUUUCAAAUCUGUGCAAACCCAACAAGGGAUGCAAUGAUUCCACUUUUUUUUCAGACCGAGUACAAGUACUUACAUUUGUGUACUCGCCGAUACCGAGUACCGAUACGAGUACUUCUCUGUGCCAAAAGACCCUCGUUAACAGCCAGCUGGAGGGUAUGAGCGAUACACGGCAGGCUGGGGAGUCCCGCGUACGAGGCGGUGCGUCGCGACUCGCGACCGGCUCUAGGUCGGCUUGGGAAGCCUCAGGGCGAAGGUGGCUCGCGGCCGCAGUUUUACAGCGCUCCCCGCCUGGACCCAAGCUGUUGCCUAGCAAUGCAAUUCCAUUGAAAUGCACUAAA
This is a messenger RNA of Sebastes umbrosus (honeycomb rockfish), 3411 nucleotides long. RefSeq names its product Rho guanine nucleotide exchange factor (GEF) 33 (gene arhgef33). The record is from RefSeq and is a predicted model, not a curated record. Gene Ontology annotation, molecular function: guanyl-nucleotide exchange factor activity. Bases 181 to 2646 code for a protein of 821 amino acids. NCBI's taxonomy places the organism in Eukaryota, Metazoa, Chordata, Actinopteri, Perciformes, Sebastidae. The transcript is spliced from 17 exons.